Molecule: messenger RNA, 1868 nt
Organism: Nematostella vectensis (starlet sea anemone)
Lineage: Eukaryota; Metazoa; Cnidaria; Anthozoa; Actiniaria; Edwardsiidae
Exons: 12
Coding region: 179-1723 (514 amino acids)
Source: RefSeq, a predicted model, not a curated record
UGUGGAACUUGGUAGCCGUUCCAUUUUCCAUUAUGGCGGAUGGCGGGAGGAUUUGAACGGCUCUCGUACAAGACUGUUAAACUUGCAGAACAUAGUUAAACAACAUGCUUACAGUAACCUUACCAGCAAGAUGACAACUAUAAUUUUACCAAUCUAACUUGUUACGUUAGCUGUUAUAAUGGAUUUCAGUGAGGCGGUUCUUUUGAAAGACGACAGCUUUUACGCUCGUUUCUCAGACGGAAGAGUUCUACAGCUAUCACCGUGUAGCUCAACAUAUUUAUUCACCCGUCCAUCAUGUCACCCGGCCAGUGUGCAGCAGUACACAAGGUUUGCCGUGAGUGAGUUUAGAAAGAGCGUCGUUGCCGCCGUGACUUUCAGGAAUCAAUUUGCAGAAAGGCCGUAUGUCUGUAAAGAACUCCUCGAUGACGCGAAGUCUCUGGUAAACUAUGAUGAUGCAUCUACAUGUGCCUGGCCUGUGACCAUCAUACCUGAUUUUGUGGCUAAAGAAAUCAACGGGUCUGUCAAGGUUCAUUCCCUGGACAGGAAGGCUCAACUUUUGCUUGCUCCACACAGACAGUCAUUCACAGUUGGUUUCUUGGCCCAAAUUAGUUCGAGUAGUAGAGCUCCUGCAUCAAAGGGUUCAGACCUGGCUCAGCAGCCCAAAUAUCCACAUCUAUACACAUGGAUAGAGCAGGGCCCUUACUCAGUACAUGACUAUCCAGACUGCUGGCACUUUCCUCUCCAAAUAGCAUUCAAUGCCCACGAUAGCAGCAGUUGCUAUGGUGAUAGCAGCAGUUGCUAUGGUGAUAGCAGCUCAACGUUGCCACAAUCUUUACCCACCACCUGUCAAUCAUCUCAUCUGCAUAAGUGGAAGCAACUUCAGGUUAGGAAGCCUUUGGGUACAAAAGAUGAAGAGUCAUUUUGGCAGCCAGAUGUGAAGGUGAUUUGGAGAGACGGUCACAUAUUCAGGGUUUGCAAGGGUGCAGGGAAAGGUCUACAGGUUGAAAUCUAUCCCAGUGAUGGCAUGGCUCUAAGCUCAACCAGUUUGUCUGGAAAGUUCUUUACCAUGUGGUCAAUGGCCGCACCUUCUUCAGAUCAGAGAGUCGAGAAAGUUCUGUCGGUGGACAAGCCGCCCCAGGAUAGACCGGGUGACCUGUACUCUUUAGCAAGGCUCAUCAAACAAGGCUCGAGAUUGUUGGAAUUUAUCUCAAGAGCAGGAAAUCCUCGCUUAUCACCCGAACCAUGCUGGAAAACAAAGGUAUGUAAACAGCUCCCUUUACCAUUUGUCCCGCCAACGCUGAUAGAAACAGCCGACAUUGGUGUCGGUAGGUUCAAGGCUUACUCAAACGGCCGGUUUCACAUCGUGUUCGCUGACCGAACUGUCCUGGAUGUAACACACCCUCCACACGCCGAGACAUGCCACCAGGAGGAUCUGCAAUUCUGUUUUGUUCUGCCCGAUGGGAGUAUGGUCCAGUGUACCGGCGGUGCAGUAGAGGGUUUAGAAAGAUAUGUCCAGCUCGCUUAUCAAUGGAGAGACUGGACCAUUUCAUCACCUGAACAGAGGCGGGCAUUCUACAAAAACACUGUGUGGGAUCACGAGGCUUCAAGCGCUGUGGAUGCAGAAAUUUGCAAGCUAAAAGUGUUCAAUUACAUGGUAUCGAGUGACGUAAGCUCUACUUCUUCAAUGAGUGUAAGUAUUUAUGGUUUAAUGCAAGGGCGGUAAGGGCAGAUGAUGGGAUUCUAGACGAUGAAAACUCAAAAGAAAAUAGCUCCACUGUUAAUAACGUUCUUACUCGUAAUUCGAGAACCAUCCAAGACAUCGAGCGUCUUUUGCAAGACACCAAGAAAAAAAUAACUUAGAAUUACUA